CUCCUCCUGUGAGGCAAAGAGGUCGGAGCGUGAAGCUGAGCACUCACCUCCAUCUAGCAUCGAGAAUAAGAAUGCUUGAAGCUUGACGCUCAACAACUCUGAGGUGUGUCAGAUCCUCUCUGUGCAAGACAAUACUCCUAAGGAAUCAAAGACCACAUCAAACGUCUCCUGCAGGAAAUCGCAUCAGCUUCUUUUAAAGUAUCACAACAUGGAAAUAAGCUUUUGUGAGACAAUGAAAUUCGCUUCGCGGAGUGGCAUCUCUUUCUAGGCCUCAGGAGUAACAAGUUUCACAGAGAGUAACAGAAGACUGGUCGACUCAGAGAGGGAACAUGGAGUACGACGGCAUGACUGCAUUGAACACCACCCAAAAUGCUCCCAAUGCGUCUGAAAUCAACUCAUUCUAUUUCUACCGGACCGAACAGCUGACGGUGCUCUGGAUUCUGUUUGCUAGCAUCGUCAUAGGGAACAUCGCAGUACUCCUAGCACUGAUUCCCAACAAAUCUCGCAAGUCAAAGAUGAAUUUCUUCAUCAAGCAUCUAGCUCUGGCAGAUUUGUCCGUUGGCCUGAUCAGUGUUCUGACAGAUAUCGCCUGGCGACUGACGGUCGUGUGGUACGCUGGCAACGCGUUUUGUAAGAUCAUCAAGUUCCUGCAAGCCUCUGUGACGUAUUCGUCCACUUACGUACUCGUGGCUCUCAGUAUAGAUCGCUACGACGCCAUCACGCACCCAAUGAAUUUCUCAGGAAGCUGGAGACGAGCGCGGAUGUUGGUUGGCAGUGCUUGGCUUCUGAGCUUCUGUUUUUCGGUUCCUAUUGCAAUCUUCUACGAAGAGAAGAAAAUACAAGAUGAAUUCCAGUGUUGGCUCGACUUCCCCCACCAGUACCACUGGCAGGUGUAUGUGACUCUGAUUGCCCUGACCGUAUUCGUCGUGCCAGCGCUCAUAAUCACAGCCUGCUACACGGUCAUCGUGUUCACCAUCUGGAGUAAGAGCAAACUGCUCUUACCGUCUGCAAAGAAAGCGCGCCACGUCAGAAACGGUGAACUCGUUACCGCUGACGACCCGAAUUCCAGGCGGGCGAGCUCCAGGGGACUCAUUCCCAAAGCGAAGAUAAAGACCAUCAAGAUGACAUUUGUCAUUGUCUUUGUCUUCAUCUUGUGUUGGAGUCCGUAUAUCGUGUUCGACUUGUUGCAAGUUUUUGAGUACUUCUCCAAAACGCAGACAAAUAUCGCAGUGGCCACGUUCAUCCAGAGCCUCGCUCCACUGAACUCGGCAGCCAAUCCUCUUAUCUAUUGUCUCUUCUCGACUAACAUAUGCAGGAGUCUCAGGAAAAUCCCACCUUUUGCGUGGUUGUCUUGUUGCUGGUCAAAUGAAAGUAGGGGAGUCGACCACCAGGGGCGCAGCGUGAGGUAUACUCAUACUAACACAGACACCAGCAUCGUGACGGAAACUUUCACUUCUUCAGCCAGACGUCUGAAUACUAUACACAGUUCAACCGCAAAUGUUCCCCUUGUACGGCAUGUCCAGCUGCGAACGCCUCCAGCAAACCUCAUCUCCAACACGAACCUUCACAGCAUUCAGACAGAUACUUCAAUAUUGUAAUCAUGUUGUGUGUCAAUGUUCAGAGUUAUUCGUGUGAAGUGUAACAACAUCCUUACCUACUUCCCUACUGAAAGUAACGUGACAUUUUUUCGUGUCGUGAAUAUCACAAGUAUACGAAGCAACACUGUACUGAAAUGCCAAAAGGACUGCUCAGAAUAUGCUAAGUCUGAACGAAAAGGCCUAUGUAAUAUUUUCUAAAUGUAUCUGUCUCACUGUCACAGUAUUUGUAUCAUACAUUACAACGCCGUAAAACGUAUCUAAAAUUAUCUGUAAGGGUGCUUCAGAUAGUGACGUAAAUCAUUAUGUCAUCAUUAGAAAAUAACAAUUUUCUGUUCCCAAUAGACGAUUGAAAAAAAAAAUGGCCGCCAUACCGGAUAUUUCGUUGAAAAUAUGGGACCGGAAUUUAUGACGUGUCAUCAGAGAUACUUUACAAAGAGUAUAUUACAUGAUCCGUUACUUAGAAUAUAAUAUUUUUCUAUAGAAAUUGAACAAAAAAUCAAUUUAUAAUUCAGAAUAUCGUUGAUUUGUAUAUGAAUUCAAUA
Messenger RNA from Cryptotermes secundus, 2140 nucleotides. RefSeq names its product cardioacceleratory peptide receptor. Lineage: Eukaryota; Metazoa; Arthropoda; Insecta; Blattodea; Kalotermitidae. Gene Ontology annotation, molecular function: vasopressin receptor activity. The record is from RefSeq and is a predicted model, not a curated record. Gene Ontology annotation, cellular component: membrane. The coding region runs from base 330 to 1598 and encodes 422 amino acids. Gene Ontology annotation, biological process: G protein-coupled receptor signaling pathway. The transcript is spliced from 10 exons.